AUGGGAAGCAUGGAAGUUAAGAAGAACAAUGAGUUCGCGUCUGCCGCCAGGGACAUAAUCUUCUCUGGCGGCGUCACGGAUUCCAGGGAGAAGGAAGACGAUGAUGAUGGCGCCAUCACCGAUGGAGACGCUGAUGAUGACAUGGUCAACUCCAAACGAACCUUCUCUGCUAUAAGAAUCCAGAAGAGGAACUCAGAGAGUGGCCUUCUGAAAAAGGUCAUUCCAUUCCAUUGGGCUCCUAUGCUUCAGCCCUUGACCGAGAAUGAUAUCGACACAUGUGUGACCGUCGAAAAUGUCGCACUCUCAGAAAUAUAUAGAUCUCCACGCGAAAAGAUUGAAUACCGUAUCCGAAAAUCAGGAAUUUGCUACGGCCUGUUUAAUACUGUUAGACCAACAGAUGUGAAGAAAAUCACCCUCACUGCAAUGCAGCACAGUCGCCAGGUCGAGGGUGGUCGCUGCGAUGGAGCCAAACAUGUCAUGUUUGGGCACGUUCUCGCUACCCUUGGAACCCACCCGGUCAUUACUGAUGCGGACAUGGCCAUGCCUGAGAACUGGCGGGAUUCGAAGGCCUCCAAAGGUUCUCCCCUAGGCCACCAAUCCUCUGGGAGGACUAUUUGUCUCCACUCCUUCAUUGUGUGCCCAGAGGUUCAGGGUGUUGGUAUUGGCAAAACGGUGAUGAAGUCGUAUCUGGAGCUCAUGAACGAUUCUGGUAUAGCCGACCGAGUUGCGAUUAUCUGCCAGCCAUACGCUAUUCAGUUCUAUAAGUGCUUCGGAUUCAAAGAUCUUGGCCUUAGCACAGAAGCCCUUGUUGGUCAAGGCUACCACUCUAUGGUGCUCGAACUGCGGGGCCCCAAGAGAAAGACCAAAGAGGAGCCUACGCGAAAGAACAAGGAAGAUACUAAGGAUGCCAAGCCUAAGAAGCCAUCAUAA
This is a messenger RNA of Fusarium coffeatum, 930 nucleotides long. RefSeq lists its product as uncharacterized. Gene Ontology annotation, cellular component: cytoplasm. The coding region runs from base 1 to 930 and encodes 309 amino acids. Gene Ontology annotation, molecular function: aralkylamine N-acetyltransferase activity. The transcript has 4 exons. The record is from RefSeq and is a predicted model, not a curated record. NCBI's taxonomy places the organism in Eukaryota, Fungi, Ascomycota, Sordariomycetes, Hypocreales, Nectriaceae.